AGAAAGAAAAAGUCGCGGGCCGGCUUAUCCCACCCACUCCCACCAAGCCACAGCGGCCGAGGCGGACGCCGGCGAGCCGACGACCACCGCCGCCUUCUCAUCUGCCCGCCCCUUCCGCAGCCAUGUCUUCUUCCGUCCACUUCUUCCCCGCCGCCUCGCAGGCUCCCACCGCCGCCUGCCUCCUCAGGCCCUCCCCCAAACCCCUCCUCCACAGUCCCAUCUCGGCCACCACCGCCGCCUUCCAGCUCCGGAGCGCCGCGCCGCGCCUCCGCCUCAGGAGGCGAACACGAGUUCGCACCGCCCCGAAAACGCCGCCCGAAGCGCCUCCCGUGGGCCCCGACCCCGACGGCGGGGGCGGCGGAGGAGGGGAGGGCGGCGGUGGAGGCGGCGGGGACGGGGAUGAGGAGGGGGAGAGGCAGGGGCUGCUGCCCGAGUGGCUCACCGUGACGACGGAGGACGCCAAGACGGUCCUGGCCGCCGUCGCCAUCUCGCUCGCCUUCCGCGCCUUCGUCGCCGAGCCGCGGUUCAUCCCCUCGCUCUCCAUGUUCCCCACCUACGACGUCGGCGACCGCAUCGUCGCCGAGAAGGUUACAUACUACUUCAGGAAGCCUUGUGUAAAUGAUAUCGUAAUAUUCAAAAGCCCACCAGUGCUACAGGAUGUUGGGUAUACUGAUAAUGAUGUUUUCAUCAAAAGAAUAGUUGCCAGGGCUGGAGAUAUUGUUGAGGUUCAUAAAGGAAAACUAGUUGUGAAUGGUGAGGCUAGGGAUGAAGAAUUCAUUCUUGAGCCACCUUCUUAUGACAUGAACCCAGUGCAAGUGCCUGAAAAUGCAGUUUUUGUAAUGGGAGAUAACCGAAAUAACAGUUAUGAUUCCCAUGUGUGGGGUCCUCUUCCUGCAAAGAACAUAUUGGGAAGAUCUAUUUUCCGGUACUGGCCGCCUGGUCGAAUAGGGUCGACUACCCGUGAUUGCUUUGGCCCUGAAACAAAACCAGAUUCACUCAUUGAUGUCAAAUUGACAAAGUAGAAGUUUAGUUGGCUAGUUAAUCUGGUGAGAAGUUCAGGCUUCCAGUAAUCGAGCUCCUAUUUUGGACUACAUAUUCCUCGUUAGAAAUUCAUAGAGGAGUACAUUUGACAGCCUGACUUGUAGAAAUCAGGGAAGGGAACAAAUUUGAUCCCCGUGAAUUAGGAAUGUCAGUCACGAGUACAGAAACCAUUUUGUUCCAAGGUUUCUGCUUGUUUCCGCCCCUUGUUGUAUGUAUAUUAAGGAAAUUUGUUGUUUAUAUUCCGUCAAUUGGAAGGUUCUCAUUCCUAAUUAUUGACCGAGAAAAAAGACCAGGCUACUAGAUUCUAUGACAUCAUGUGCACGUCAUCAUAUUCUCGCGCAAUUUUAUCCUUGGCAUUGUGCAUGAAGUUAUCUUUUCUUGUUA
Molecule: messenger RNA, 1425 nt
Organism: Aegilops tauschii subsp. strangulata
Lineage: Eukaryota; Viridiplantae; Streptophyta; Magnoliopsida; Poales; Poaceae
Product: chloroplast processing peptidase
Biological process (GO): thylakoid membrane organization
Cellular component (GO): chloroplast thylakoid membrane
Molecular function (GO): serine-type endopeptidase activity
Source: RefSeq, a predicted model, not a curated record